This is a messenger RNA of Owenia fusiformis, 900 nucleotides long. The record is from the annotation of a GenBank genome assembly. NCBI's taxonomy places the organism in Eukaryota, Metazoa, Annelida, Polychaeta, Sabellida, Oweniidae.
GGGUGGAGCAUUUAUAUACGAUUGUACAAUGCAAGCGAUUAAUAUGAACUAUGAUGCGAGGGGAAUUCUUUACAUGUCCGAUGAUGUUCUUUUAAAAGUUGAAUCCCUAAGAGAGUUUAAUAUGAGCGAGAUUUGGCUGUCAAACUAUAAGUAUGGGGAGGAUGAGAGGAGGGAUUUGUUUAUUGCUAGUUAUAUUGAUCAAAUUAAUGGACCAAAGCAGUGCCACACGAAUAAUCUAACGUUACCCUGCAAUUUCACCAACAGACAUAUCCAGCCGUUUAUAGCUUUAAAAAGACAACUCCUUAAUGUCCACACAGAAAUCUUAAAUAAAAUAACAUUAGAAAUUCAUGAUGAUAAAUUCUUUACCAAUUUUCUGCAAUCUUUGGAAGAACGUUCGGGUGGUAAGAAACGAUUUUUCAAAACAAUAGUGGAUAUCUAUUAUCUCCCGAAGAGCUAUUGGGAACAGUUUAAUCGACUUGCAGAAGUAUUUCUCAAACACAGGGUGUUUAUGGAGCUCGCUGUUCCAAAUAUUCUACAUGGAAUAGAGAUAUUAAAUGACCAUCCAGUCACGCUUCUGGAAGCUAGAAACAUUUCCAGAAGUCAAAUGAUCCCAAUCUUAUUUCGGAAAAAGGCUUGGUAUGCUUGGCAUCCUUUUAAACUAGGGACGAUGGCACAUGGGGAUAAGGAUACAAUUCAAGCAUAUUGCUCGUUGUUUCAUGGACAAUGGUAUAGGAACCCUCAGUUUAUAAAAUAAUCGUAUGAUUCCGCAUUUAUUUGAAUUCACUUUUAACUAGUUGAUAUUAAUAUCAACACGAGUUAUGCUAUCAGUGAAAGGCCAUGAAAUCGUGGCUAUUAGCAGAUCAAUGAUACUUAGUAGAAUGAAAGAACAUUGGACAAAUA